Choloepus didactylus (southern two-toed sloth) is the source of this 2505-nucleotide messenger RNA. Its product is annotated as protein CDV3 homolog. The coding region runs from base 318 to 1091 and encodes 257 amino acids. Gene Ontology annotation, cellular component: cytoplasm. The transcript has a single exon. The record is from RefSeq and is a predicted model, not a curated record. Lineage: Eukaryota; Metazoa; Chordata; Mammalia; Pilosa; Megalonychidae.
UCCUCUUCGGGCUUGCGCGCGCGCAUCUUCCUCCUGCACGCGCCACCGCUAGUCCAGCACUCCCGCCGGAGCCUCAGGCUCGCGCGUUCCUUUUCCCCUCCGGCUGUAGAGCGGGUGGGAUCCUGCACCGCGGUCGCGCGAGCAGUGGCAGCCCGAGCCGGCUCCGGCGGCGGUAGCGGCGCGCGAUCCCAGGGGCGGAUCGUACCACUGCCACGCCGGGGAGCUUGAGCGCCGAGCCGGCCUCGACCCCGAUCUUGGAACGCCGCGGUCCUUGCCCGCUGCUGGCCCCACCCAUCCGGGCCGAAGAGGCCGCGGCCAUGGCUGAGACGGAGGAGCGAAGCCUGGACAACUUCUUCGCUAAGAGGGACAAGAAGAAGAAGAAGGAGAGGAGCAACCGGGCGGCAAGCACCGCGGGCUCGGCGGGCGGCGUAGGCGGGACCAGUGGAGCCGCGGGCGCAGCGGGCGGCGGGGCGGGCGCGGGAGCCCGGCCGGGUGACGGCGGAACCGCGGGCGCGGGGGCCGCGGGCCCCGGGGCCGCCACCAAGGCCGUGACGAAGGAUGAAGAUGAGUGGAAAGAAUUUGAGCAAAAAGAGGUUGAUUACAGCGGCCUCCGAGUUCAGGCAAUGCAAAUAAGUGAAAAGGAAGAAGACGAUAAUGAAAAGAGAGAAGAUCCAGGUGAUAACUGGGAAGAAGGUGGAGGAGGUGGUAGUGGUGUAGAAAAAUCUUCAGGUCCCUGGAAUAAAACAGCUCUGGUACAAGCACCUCCUGCUCCAGUAAUUGUUACAGAAACACCAGAACCGGUGAUGACUAGCGGUGUAUAUAGGCCUCCUGGGGCCAGGUUAACCACAACAAGGAAAACACCACAAGGACCACCAGAAAUAUACAGCGAUACACAGUUCCCAUCCCUGCAGUCCACUGCCAAGCAUGUAGAAAGCCGGAAGGAUAAAGAAAUGGAGAAGAGCUUUGAAGUAGUAAGACACAAAAAUAGAGGUAGGGAUGAGGUUUCAAAAAACCAGGCCCUUAAACUUCAGCUAGACAACCAGUAUGCUGUGCUUGAAAAUCAGAAAAGCAGUCACACACAGUACAAUUAAGGAAUGGUCUUUGCUAACACUUCUAAGGUAACUAGACCACAUCUAACCACCAUGACCAGCCAUUCAUCACCUGACCUCUGUUGGAACUACAGCAACCGAUGCAGACCCCUCGAUAUAAGUGAUCGGCCCUGUUGCACUGUGGAUGUUUAAACUGUCACAACUGCUCUUUAUGUCUAUUGGAUAUAGGGGAAUUUCCAUUGUUAUAUAAAUGUGUGAACUAGAUUCAGCAGUGUCUUUCAUAAGUACUCUGCAAAUACAGAAACAGAAAACAACUGCAGCCAGUGGUCAUUUCAAAAUCUUUUUAUGUUCAGAUACUGAGCCUUCGUAAGGGUUGACUACCUCAGAUUUGCUGCACUCAUUGUGGACUUCAUGUGGAUCACAUCUUCUGGAUAAGAAGGUUACAGCUAUUAAGUAUCGAUAUGAAACUUGAAACCAGCUCUACUGGAUUCCUAUCAGAAAUCCUACAGAAAGUCAGCCAUCUGGGUUCUGAUCUGCUGUAAAAGAUGAAGAUUUAAGUGACCUUAAUUAACCUGUCCUGUGCCCCACCCUUAAGGAACACUCUGUAGUAGGCUGUGGCUAUAUUAGACUUCCUGGAACAUGCCUCUCUAAAGAACUGAUGUGGUCAGAUAAUCUGUGUAGGGCUGUUGAUUUAUAAUUUAAGCCUUCAGUUGUAUUCUAGGUAAACAAAUUAAACCAAGCUUGGGUCCACCAAGUGGGAAAAGGAGGGGAGGGGAGGGAAUAAUCUUAUUUCUUUUAGUAUGAAUUUUUUAUUUGGGUAGUGCUUUUUCUAUGUUCCACAAUAAGGCCUUUUUUUGCUUUGACUUGGAAUUAGUUCCUUGACAGAGCAUAUUGCUUGGUUUAGUAACCUGAAAUAUGCAUUAGGAUUGUGAACUGUCUUGUGAAUUUGCCAACUCCUAGAGUGGAACCAAAUAGCCUUUGGUGUAAAGGACAGUGGCUGCUGGGGCUCUACUUCAGGUGAUGCUGAAGUCUUUAAUCAGGUCCAAAUUGUAUAGUAAAUGGCAGUGGAAACAGAAUCUAGCAGAUUUCUAGUGAGACUGAAGAUUCAUUGACCUGUUAUAAAUUCAAAGCAGCAUGAGCAGAACCUUGUCUAAAACCCUUUUUAAGUGUCAUGGAUCUUGUGUGAUCUUUGACAAGAAUUCAAGAUACUGUACUUGUACUCACAUUUUAAAGGUAUUGAAGGUUCUAUAGAUGCAGUGAUUGUCCCAGCAAACUCUUUAUUGACCUUUUGGUGUGUCUUUAUGUUGUUCAUUUGGAGAGUUAGGGGCAAAAGACAGGUGAUGUAGCACUUGUGUUUUUAAUAAUUACAGCUUAAACUAUCCAGUAAUUUUUAGUCCUUAAAAGGGACUUGAAGAAGCUACCCAGAGUUACUGAAAAGUUUCAUUCCAUCUAAUGA